GUCGACUUCGCCGCCCCAGCUGGUGUCGCCUUCUUCACUGGAACCUCUUCCUCCGAACUCGAAUCCGAGUCACUCGAUGACUCCGCCUUCUUCGACGCCACAACCGGCGUCUUCUUCGACACUGCAACCGGUGUCGUCUUCGUCGCCCCAACUGAUGUUGCUUUCUUCACUGCAACAUCCUCCUCCGAGCUCGAAUCUGAGUCACUCGAUGACUCCGCCUUCUUCGACACUACAACGAUUGACUUCUUUGCCACUACAACCGGCGUCGACUUCGCCGCCCCAGCUGGUGUCGCCUUCUUCACUGGAACCUCUUCCUCCGAACUCGAUUCCGAGUCACUCGAUGACUCCGUCUUCUUCGACACCACAACCGGCGUCUUCUUCGACACUGCAACCCUUGUCGACUUCGGCGCCCCAGCUGGUGUCGCCUUCUUCACUGUAACAUCCUCCUCCGAACUCGAGUCCGAGUCACUCGAUAACUCCGCCUUCUUCGACACCACAACCGGCGUCUUCUUCGCCACUGCAACCGGUGCCGACUUCGCCACCCCAACUGAUGUCGCUUCCUUCACUGGAACUUCCUCCUCCGCACUCGAAUCCGAGUCACUCGAUGACUCCGCCUUCUUCGACACUACAACGAUUGACUUCUUUGCCACUACAACCGGCGUCGACUUCGCCGCCCCAGCUGGUGUCGCCUUCUUCACUAGAACCUCUUCCUCCGAACUCGAAUCCGAGUCACUCGAUGACUCCGUCUUCUUCGACACCACAACCGGCGUCUUCUUCGCCACCGCAACAGGUGUCGUCUUCGCCAACCCAGCUGGGGUCGCCUUCUUCACUGGAACCUCUUCCUCCGAACUCGAAUCCGAGUCACUCGAUGACUCCGCCUUCUCCGACACCAAAACCGGCGUCUUCUUCGACACUGCAACCGGUGUCGUCUUCGUCGCCCCAACUGAUGUCGCUUUCUUCACCGCAACAUCCUCCUCCGAACUCGAAUCUGAGUCACUCGAUGACUCCGCCUUCUUCGACACCACAACCGGCGUCUUCUUCGACACUGCAACCGGU
This is a messenger RNA of Mesocestoides corti, 1056 nucleotides long. The record is from the annotation of a GenBank genome assembly. NCBI's taxonomy places the organism in Eukaryota, Metazoa, Platyhelminthes, Cestoda, Cyclophyllidea, Mesocestoididae.